Xiphias gladius (swordfish) is the source of this 2655-nucleotide messenger RNA. Its product is annotated as G0/G1 switch protein 2-like. Lineage: Eukaryota; Metazoa; Chordata; Actinopteri; Istiophoriformes; Xiphiidae. The transcript is spliced from 2 exons. The coding region runs from base 878 to 1243 and encodes 121 amino acids. The record is from RefSeq and is a predicted model, not a curated record.
AAUUCCUCAUUUGCUGUUUUGUUCCUGUGUAUCACCCUCUGUAUCCUGUUGUUUGUUUCUGCUGGUUUGCCAAAUCAACUCACCUACCAGUUCAUCUAUUCAUCUGCCUAGACAAGUCUCCAUGUGUCAUGAAUAUUCAGCAGCUGUCACAGUGAGGGUGGAGAAAGUGUGGCUAUAAAUGACCACAGUAUCGAGUAAAGGUGUGUUCUUGCUGCAAACUGGAAACGGCGGUAGGGUAUAUGUGUGACCAGAACAAACAACAAACAACAGUCAGAGUAAGUUAUUAUUUUUUAAUUUUUUAAAUAUGGUAAAAAGAGUUUGUACUGUAUGUUAAGCACAGUAAAGGGUUAUUAUACUGCUGUUACUCUAGUGUGUUUUAGCUGCAUAUAGCCAACAACAAAUUUAUGUUAAGUUUUUUUGUGUUGAAUUGUGUUUAUCUUUUUUGUAUUUUUAUUCUUGACUGUAGGUCAAAUUUGAAUAUAUUCCAUGUCAAAUGUAUUUUAUAUCAUGUUUAUAUCAUGUGUCCAUUAAAGUGGUCAGUUUUUAAUGCUGCUGCAUUGUUGCUGCAAAUCUCAGUUAAGCUGAUAUGUGAUCUGGUCUAAUGGCUGGUAACUGCAAUCAGAACAAAUACGUUCGUAGAACCCAAAUUGAUGUCUUAAAUUGUUUUUUAAAUUGCCAAAGGUAUUGCGUUUACAUUAGCAUAUCUGGACAUUUGAAAAUCUGGAACCACCUAAUCUUUGGUAGUUUGCGGUGAUAUAUGCAUCAAAUAAUUAUUUUCCCAGUUUUUUCAUUGAUAAUUUGUUUUGUAAAUUUUUAAUAGGUCUACGUAUAACUUCUGUCCCUCCCUUGUGUCUCAGCUGAAGCAGAGCCAGUGGAAAUGGAAAACAUGCAGGAGUUGAUCCCCUUUGCCAAAGAGAUGCUGAGUCAGAAACCCAGUUGGGGUCUGCUGAAGGUCUACAUGGUGGGCUCUAUGUUUGCAGUGCUGGGGACAGUCAUUGGGUUGGUUGAAACCGCGUGUCAUCCCUUCUCCUCUAGUGAGCCAAUGGACACAGAGAUGGUCCUCAUGUUGGCCUGGAAGCAGAAAACUGAGACACAGCACAAUGUGGGUGGCAAGGAGGAGGAAGAGCAGGAGGAGGAGAAGGCACUGGCUCAUGAAAACGGGGCCACAACCCAGAGCAUGACCCUUUCCAAGACUUGUAAACCCGGCCAACGAAGCAUGGCCAACCGGCUGCACGCUUCUUAAAGCCAAAGGAUCCAGAACUAAGUGACUUAAGAUAUUUAGGAGGGAACUGCUCCUGCCACACCGAUGAAUUGUGCAACAUGCACACAGUUUGAAGCUUUAUAUGAGAAGUGUCUGAACUGCCUGCAAUUCUGUGCUGUUUAUUAAUGAUGCCUUCUUUUGCUAAUGGAAAUGUUUCUUAGAAUGUCUUUAUGCAUUGGGCACACAUGAAAGACCCCCUCAGAGGCCCCAGUUGGAUCCUGGAAGAGUUGAGACUUUUUGACAGGACCACUUACUUUCAUGAAAGCAUAGAAAUCAUGUUAGUAAUGCAGUAUUCUAUAUAAGUGAAGUGCACAUUAACUUGGUUGCAGCAAUGGUUUUGUGGUUCCCUGGGGAUCCUCCAGUAGGUUCCCCUGGGUCCCCAGCAAAUGCAGGAAUUGUUGAUUGUCACAAUAAAUGAAUUUUACUUGAAAAGUAGUCCUACUAGAAAAAAGAUACAUGCAAGUCAUAGACAGCUGUGUACAGUUGUAAACUACAUUAAGAACUAAAACUGUCAAAUUUCUCCCAUAUUCCUCCCUGGAAUAAUGCCUUUACCAAACAGUGGUCUGCAGGUUAAUAGGAAUCUGGUCAAAGUCACAAGUGAUAAAUAAAACGCCUAUAAAGUGAGCUCCAUAAAACCUCUUUUAUGUUCUGCGGCUACAACACUAAGUUUGGUUUCUAAAAUAAAAAGGAAAACAACAGACACACAAACCUACCUUCUACAGAGAAGUACCUGAAGGCAACAUGGUGUUGGGUCUGCUUUGCUGCAUAAGCUGCUGUGUAGCACCACCUGUUGUCUGGUGGAUGUGUCUGAACUGCCACUCCACCCACAUACUAUGUUCAAAGAGAGGAACAUUUGUUCUAAAUAUUAUGCAAAGUGCAAAUACUGUAAAUAUACAAUCUUUUUUCAUACUAAUAAAGUUCAUUUUAUUUAUUUAGCCUGGUUUUCCUGGAGUUUGACUCCUUUAAAUGUUUGCUGUACAUGUUAAAUAAAUAUCAGUCUUGUGUAAUUUUGUACUUUACUAAGCAUGGAAAAUCUCAUUUUCUCAAAAGAAACUUUUAAAAUAUCAUCUAGUGAAAUGAGAUAUAGUUUCAUUUGUUGAUUUUACAAAAUAACUUUUUAAAAUAACUUUCUAGAAGUGUAUUUUUUUUUCUUGAUAGUACAGGAUUUAUGUUGUGUGUUGUAUCAAGGAUAGUCCCUGAAAGAAGUUUUAAAAAUAUUUCCAAUAUUUAACCCAUAAGGAGAUUUGUUCACUCGUUAUCAAAUAAUUAUUUAACUCCAUAGACAACAAUUAUUGUUAAGAUAGAUCUUUUUCCAUAUGUACUUCAGCAGAUUUGACUGAAAAAAGUGGUCUUUUUACGUGUUAUGUAUGCGUGUGUGUGUGUGUGUGUGUGUG